Drosophila arizonae is the source of this 8712-nucleotide messenger RNA. RefSeq names its product Jumonji, AT rich interactive domain 2 (gene Jarid2). NCBI's taxonomy places the organism in Eukaryota, Metazoa, Arthropoda, Insecta, Diptera, Drosophilidae. Gene Ontology annotation, cellular component: nucleus; chromatin. Gene Ontology annotation, molecular function: DNA binding. The record is from RefSeq and is a predicted model, not a curated record. Gene Ontology annotation, biological process: chromatin remodeling; regulation of gene expression.
UCUAAUGUCAUGGCGGACACAAAGCAAAGCGGUGGGGAAAAAAAAUUAUGUGCAAGCAGAAUGGAAAAUCUCACAUAAAAAAUUUAACUUUUCUGCAGCCAGUGAAAUGUAAACUAAUAAUGUGUACGAUAACAGUAACAGUGAGACAAUAAUAUAUAUUUUAGUAUAUCAAUUAUAAUGUGUACGGCUAGGUAAAAUAACGAAAAUAUGACGCGAAAAUAUGAUUUCAACUUCGUGCAGGCGCCACCAACAAAAUCAGUGUUUGUAGUGUCAGUGGAAAAUUGGCAAUUGCGUACGUUUAUGUAAAUGCUGAGUACGGGGGAAUAAACACAAAUUGCAAUUAUCACCAAAAUAUUAAAUUUUAUAUUAACUGUGUAUUAAUAACGGUCGCAUUUGCACGUCUCAAAGAGAAAAAUAUUGGGGGAAAAAGAGGCGCGAAAAAUUCGCAACAAAAUGGUUGUCUCAAAAGACAACAAGCGUCGCCGUAAGGAAACGGAGACCCCGCCAACGUCAUCGUCGUUGGCGGCAGCGGCGACCGUUGCUAUAGAGUCAUCACCUGAGAUGCCCAAAAGAACAAAGGUGCAGGCGCAGCGUAAAUUUGCACAAGGCCAGAGCGCGCCCACCGCUGCAGGCGGUUUCAGUGCGGUCAACGUUGCAGCAGCAGCAGCAUCCUCAGCAUCAGCGUCUGGACCCAGCACAUCCACUGAAAGCCACCAACCACCGAUUGAGAUAUUGCCAAAUAAGUGUCCCAAGGCACAUGAUUUUGUCACAUUUCUCUGUCUACGCGGCACCUCGGCUUUGCCCGCCCAUUUGGACUAUUUGAAUCAGGGCAAGAGCAAGGCAAAUGAAGCUCCACCAGCCAGCGACACCAGCAGCAACAGUAAAAAAAAGAAUAUUGGCAAGAAGAAACGCGGCAGACCCGCCAAAACAGCAGCAGCAACGGCAACAAUCACAGCUAAAGCUAAAGUUGAGCAAAUGCAACAACAGACGCAGCAACAACAGCAGCCGCAGUUGGUGCAGCCAGAACUGGGAACAGCGGAUAAAGCAGCUAGUGAUAAAACUGAAUCUGUGAAGCCUCUGCCAGCAGCUCCUCCUCCUGUGCUCCUAGCGGGCGCAGUGCGCAAGCGUGCCGAAGUAGUAGCCGAGGGCAAUAGACGAGGCGCCAGGCGCACUGAGAUCUUAAAGCGACGCUCGAAUCGCGCCAGCAAUAAGGAAAAGGAAGAUGAAUCAGAACAAACUAAAGAUGAUUCCGCUCAGCAAGGGGAAGACGAGGAAGAGGACGACGAUGAUGAGUUUUUCUCGGCCCACGAUGCGAGUUCACGUAAUGGUGGCGCUGAUGAGACCAAGUCGGAAACGACACACUCGAAUGCCAAACGCGGACGCAACCAAGCAAUAUCAGCAGCAGCGGCGGGUAGAAAAUCACGAGCGGCUGUUUCUCCAGCGGUGACCGAGAACAGCAGCAGCAAGGAUAAGGAAAAGGGUCCUGUGAAGCGGGUGCGGCAACGGGAAUCGCCUAUAUUCAUACCCUCGCCAGAGUCGUCGGGGCGUAUGACACGCCAGCGGGCUUUUUUUGAGCCCGUCAAGGUGCCGCCCAAGCAGGAGCCGGACACGGAGGAUGAGAAGGAGAAGGAAAAGGAGGUGCAGGAGCAGAAGAAGACCGCUGCAGCGACCGAGACCAAGAAGCAAGCAAGCAAGAUCAGCAAGGAGAAAACCAACUCAAGCAUUUAUGCCAAAGAUGCGGCCAAGAAGCAAUUAGAAAACGGAAGCACAACCUCAACUGUGACAGCGACCGAACAGCAGAAGGGGCUGAAUGUAUUUGAUUUCAGUUCCGACGAUGAACAGCCGCUGGCCAAAGCCAUAAAGCUGAAGAAGGGAGCUAAGAAGAGUGCAGCAGGAACAGGGGCAACUGCAGCAGCAGCAGCCGCCAYAAGCAACGCACGUGGGCGCAAGUCAGCAGGCGGAUCAGCAAAAAAACAGCAGCAGCAACGAGAAGAGGAGAAGGCAGAAGCAGCUAAUGCAACGACACCCAGCAAGACGGAGGCGGAACAGCCCAAACCGAAGCGAGGAAAAGCGCUCAAAAAGAAAGCCGAAGAGGAUACUGAACAGCAGGAAGAAGGAGAUGGAGAGUCAGAAACGUCGCCGCCCUCGCCCAAAAAGCUGGCCCAGAGUGCUCGUCCCGUGCGUCGUCAGGCGCAGUCAAAGGCAAGCAAAGCCGAGCGAUCAGUGAGUCCCAGUCCGCAGCGGAGUCAACGGCCGUCGCGAAAGACGAAGGAGGCGGCGGCCAUCUAUAUGGGCAUCAUUGGACACAAGCUGCAGAUGGCCGACGAUGAGGAGGAUGACCUAUCGUUGAGCAGCUUUCCAGACAUACCUAAUGUCAAGCAAAUGGAGAAGAUGGAAAAGGAGAUGAAGAAGAAUGCGUCUGGCAAAUCAGGAACAGCAGAAGCUUCAAAAAAGUCUAAUAAAUCCGCAGCUGCAGCGGAGACGGAAAAUGCAGCAGGAGCAGCAGGUACAACAACUGCAGUUGCAGCUGCCGAGCAUACUCCGGCUCUAUCCUCCCCAGAAGCGACAACAGCAGCAGCGCCACCAGCCCCAGCGAGACGUGGUCGUCCGCCCAAGCAGGCAAAAGGGGCAACGGGUGGUGCGAGUGGAUCAGCGGCUCCGACUGGCAAGCCACAAAUAGAGGGCAUGCUGGUAAAAAAGGGUGCACUGGCCCUGGCCAAAGCCAAGUCCGAACAGCAACAACAAAAAAACCAACAGCAGCAACAACAACAUCAGCAGCAACAGAAAGACGACUCCGAUGCGGAGGAGGAUUUUUUAAUUAAUGAGGAGCUAAACGAAACCAAGCGCAAGCUGGAAAAGAGUUUUAGCGACUCAGAUGAUGAGCCAUUGGCCAUUAAAGUGCCCUCAGCAACAGCCACAGCAGCGGCAGCAGCAGCAGCUGCAGCAGCAACAACAACAGCAGCAGGAGAAGUGACCACAACGGCGGCAGCAGCAACAACAGCAGCAGUUGCAGCAGCAACAACAGCAACAGUGGCUGCAACAACAACAACAUCACCCACUCUUAAGCCUUUGACCCCGCAACCCAGUUGUCCACCCACUGCGCAAGGCACCACGCAGCUAACGAUGCUGCCACUGACCACCAAGCCCAUGCCUUACUCCAUAUCGCCGCCCAGCUAUGCGUCGGCUGCAGCCACACUGAAGGCCAUGGAGAAGAAGUCGCCGGUGCCCACGUCGAAGAUACUUAAUGUGCCCGCCACGUAUGCGCUCCCAGGUGCUGCGGGCGGCGGUCUAAGCACGGCAGCUGUGGGAUUCGCGAAGACCUCAUCGUAUUUGCCGCAAGCAUCGCCGCAUUAUCAUACGCCGUAUGUGCGACCUUCGACAUUUGGAGUUGCUGCAGCGGCGGCGGCAGCAGCUGCUGCUGGCAACAAGACGCCCCAGCACCAACAGCAGCAGCAGCAGCUAUCAUCAACAUUGGCCACAGCCAGCAGCGUGACGUCCCCGCUGAAAUAUCAGACGCCACCCACAACUUAUCCGCCGCCCAUUGAGGCGUAUCAGUGCCCCAAGAUAAAUCCCAAUUUUCUAACGCCCAAAUAUGAGCGCAGCAGUGUUCUGCCGCGYGCCAACAACAUUGUCAACAACAACAACAGCAUCGGCAGCGUGGCAGCGAGCAAUGCGCUGAGCAACAGCAGCUUUACGGCUACGACAGCAGCGCGCUCCACGCUCAACAGCCUCACGACGCCUGUGGCAGCCGCACCAAAGAGCGUAACAGUUAGUCAGAGUCAAAGUCUCAAUCUCAGUCUAAGUGCCACGCCCUCGCCGAUGGCCUCCACAUCGGCGGCGGCAGCAGCUGCACUGACAGCAGCAACAGUUGCAGCUGCAGCAGCAGCAACAACUACCACAACAACACCUGCAACACAGACCAGCAACAGCAAUGCGGACCCGCUGAAAGAUGAAAUCGGCAGCAUCCUGGCACAGGCCACGCUCAUGCCCAGCAAAGAGGAGUCGGGCAAGAUUUUUGGCAUAGCCAGUGUGAGUUUGGCCCAAAGCUCCGGGCCGGACAACACCAAAUGCACGCUGGGCAAAUGUGGUUCCAUACACAAACCGGUGCUGGGGCCGGUGGUGCCCACCGAGGGAUACUUUGGCGAUCAGCUGUCGAGCAAGGAGCGACGCAAGGCCAAGGUGAACAUGACGCACGAGCAGAUACAAAAGUGGCUGAUCGAGUGUAGCUCGAAUCCGGAUGAGAUCCAGGAUGAUCUGGACGACGAUUACGAUGACAGCUUACGGCCGCAGCAGGCGCAAACUCCACCAGGACCCACCACCCGCGAUGACAAAGAGAGCACCAGCUUCAGCAGCUCCUCGAAGAAUACUCGCGGCGAGCUGGGCAAGAGUGAGAGCGCCUGGUCAGCCAAGGGCCCGUCCCUGAAGGCGACCCCAGUGCUAGUCAGCAGCGCUACAGCGGCGGCAACAAUUGCCGGCAAUCGCAAGGAUACAGAGGCAGAGCCCGAAACGCUGGACUUUGACAAGUGCAUGACGCCCGUGAAUCUCACCCAGAAAUCGCAGCUGGAAACAUCGGCGGGAGACAAAAAGCCGAAGAAUGCAGCCAGCAAUAGUGCAAAGGCAGCUGCAACGCAGCCUGCUGCAGCAGCCGCUGGAGCGGGCAGCAAACGAAGCGCCACUGCCACGCCUACGCCCAGUGCAACGCCCACGCCGCCACCGCCGCCGCCCAGUAAACAGAAGACAGCUAAUAAAAAGCAGACAAAUGCCGCCGCAGCGGCAGCAGCAGCCGCUGCUGCAAAACAAACAACGCCACCGCCCAGUCCGAGCAACACUAAAGCAGGAGCGUCAACGCCAGCCACGCCUACCAAGCGAACGCCUGUUUACCAGAGCCAGAGCAAGGCCAAGGCCCAAGCCCAGGCAGAAAGCAAGCAGCAGCAGCAGCAGUCGACCAAAGUUGCCGAAAAAACUUCUAUUUAUGCCUUUGGCAAGGAGGAGGAUUCAGCAGCAGCAGCAACAGCUGGAGCAGGUGGAGCUGCAGCAACAACUGUUGCUGCUGGCAAAGCAACAAAUCGUCGUCGCAACGCAGACAACGAUACAGCAGCGCCUCCGCCGGCGCUCAGCGAGCGCUCCCCGACGAAAAAACGCGCGGCUGCAGCGGCGGCAGCGACGGCAGUGCAGUUGACGCUCAGUCCCACGGAUAAGCUGGAGAAGCCCAAUAAAGCAGCAACAGCAUCAGCAGCAGCGCGAAAGAAACAACAGCAACAACAACAACAGCAGCAGCAACAGCAACAAGCAACAGCAGCUCCGGCAGCCAGCACAGGUGGAGAUUCUGAUGCUGAAGGCGCCACCUUCUAUAUACCACUGCUGCAGGGUGCAAGCGGCGGUGGUGAGGGCGGCAUACAAGGCGUGGCCGUCAAGCUGGGCCGUGAAGGUCCCGACGGGCCUAAUCAGAAGGUCGUGAUGCAGGCAACGCUCGUAACUAAAGCGCAAAUGGACACCAAUUCCUCAAAGCCGCUGCCGGACAAUGAGCUGGUCAAAACGCUGCUCAAUGCCGCCAACACGAGCAGCGAUGCCGUUGCCGCCGUCAUAGCAGCCACCAACAGCCUGAAGGCCAGCACAUCAUCUGCAGCAGCARCAGCAGCGACAGCGGCGGGCGCUGCAGCAACGGGCCUGGUGCGCGUCAAUUCGAAUUCUUCGCUCUUCUCCGGCUCUGGCAAGUCGCGCACUGCUGCAGUGACUGCCGCCUCGACAGCUCUGGCCAAGAAGUACAAGGAUGAUACGCCCAUUAAGAUGGCCAAUAAUACGGCAUUUCCGCGACACGAUGACCCCACACAGAUGGUCGAGGCGCCUAUAUUUAAGCCCACCGAGAAGGAGUUCGCCGAUCCCAUUGAAUUCAUUGAGCGCAUCACACCGAUCGCUGCCCGCUUCGGCAUCUGCAAGAUCAUACCGCCGGCCAGCUUCAAGCCCGAGUGUCGCAUCUCGGAUGAGAUGCGCUUCACGGCGUACAAUCAGUAUGUGCACAAGAUGCUACACCGCUGGGGGCCCAGUGCCAAGGAGCUGAGUGCGAUCAAAAAGUACUUGGCCACCCAGAGCAUUGUGAUGAAUCAUGCGCCCUGGAUUGGUGGCAUGGAGGUGGAUCUGCCGCGUCUAUAUCACACCGUGCAGGAGCUGGGCGGCCUGAAGGAGGUUAUCGAGAAAAAGAAAUGGGCCCGUGUGGCCGAAGAGAUGUGCAUACCGAAGCUCGCACAGGAUCGUGUUACCAAGCUGGACGACAUCUACUGCAAGUACUUGUUGCCCUACGACACCCUCUCACCGGCAGAGCGGCAGAAACUCUUUGAUGAGGUCGAGGCGGAUUGGGCGAAGCGAGAGGCACGCGCUCGACGCAAUGCGGAUCGUUUUGUGAAUAGCACCGAGAGCGUUUCGAACGAGGAGGACGAUGUAUCCACGGACGAGGACGAGGAGUCGGAGGAAGAGAUCGAUGGCGUUUCGAUGGAGUGCAUUGUCAAGGGCCGCAGCAUGGCGCUCAGUCAAUUCUAUCGAAUAGCGCGCAACACCAUGGCCCUGUGGUUCAAGAGCACCGAUCCGACGGUCAACGAAGUGGAGGCUGAGUUCUGGCGCCAUGUAGCCGUGCGCGACAGUCAUGUGUGCGUGCAUUCGGGCUCCAUUGAUAGCUCGGGCUGGGGCUAUGGUUUUCCCAGUCCGGGUCCCAAGGGCAAGGGUUCAAACUAUGCGCGUCAUCCGUGGAAUCUCAAGGUUUUGACCAAUAAUGCGGGCUCCGUGCUGCGCUCACUUGGACCUGUAAUGGGUGUCACAGUGCCCACGCUCCAUGUGGGCAUGCUCUUCUCCGCCUGCUGCUGGUAUCGCGAUCCUCAUGGGCUGUCCUGGAUUGAGUAUCUGCAUACAGGUGCCUCCAAGCUGUGGUACGGCAUACCCGACGACCAGAGCGCCAAUUUCCGUUCGGCGUUGACGUCACUGAUACCGACGCACUGUCAAAAUAAGACGAUUUGGUUACCCUGUGAUACGGUGAUGGUGCCUCCACAUAUGCUCACCGAUCGCGGCGUCUCGCUAUGCCGCAUCGAGCAGAAGCCUGGCGAGUUCAUUGUAGUUUUCCCGCGCGCCUAUACCUCCAGCCUUGCCACGGGCUAUGUGGUCUCUGAGAGCGUCUAUUUCGCAACUAUGUCGUGGCUCGACUUAGCCAAGGAUGAUUUCAGGGACAUUCAUGAGAGCUGUGAACCGGCAAUGUUCUCCCUGGAGCAAUUGCUCUUCGCCCUAGGCUACGAUCAGCGCGUCAAUUCGGAUACACUGCAGCAGAUGCUUCCCAUGCUAAACGAGGUCUGCGAGAAGGAAUCAGCGGCACGCGAGCAGCUCAGGGCCGCUGGCGUCACAUCCACCGAAAAAGUGCAGGCGGAGAAGGGUCAAAAGGCCAAGAAGCAACAGCAACCGCCGCACAAAUCAAUUGAGAGCGAAUGCGAUCUAUGUCGAGCCAAUCUGUAUAUAUCAAUGGUGCGCACCGAGGAGGGCAACGUCUACUGUUUGCAGCAUGCGCUUAAAAAUCUCAACAACGGCAACAUUCAGGCCAAGCAAUGUAAACUAAUCUAUGCGUACAAUGUCGACGAUAUUCAACAGCUGAUACGGCAGCUCCAGGAGAAGAUUCAGCACAAGGCAGCCGUUAAGAAAAAGUAGCAACGUCGGCGACGCUACUAAAUGAGCGCAAUUAUGAUAUAAACGAUCUAAAACGAUUUAAACGGCAGCGUUUAAGUAUCUUUGUACAUAGGAAAUAGCAUAUAUGCAUAAAUGUAUUUAUAAAUCUUGUAGCAUAUAGAUUAUAUAUAGAUUUAUAUAUAUAUGUGUGUGUAGGGUUUUCAUCGUGGCAAUGCUUGCAAUUUGACUAGUUUAUACAAACAUAAAUAUAUAUAUAUACAUAUACGUGUAUAGAUAUAUAUUUAUAGGCAUGCAUCAACAAUAGGUGUAUAUAGCAACUAAUAAUGUUUAAGUAACGCGUAUGCAAUGAUUUUGUUUUCCAUUUUCUUUUGUUAUUACUGAGUAUAUAUAUAUAUAGAUAUAUCCUGUGUGUUAUUGAUUGUAUAUGUAUAUAUACUUAUACUGAAAGAAUCAACUUAGGAAUUAGUUAGCUUACAAUUAAGUCAAGAGCUUGCGCUCGCCGUCAGUUAAUACAAAGAUUUAAGCACACUGCUAACGAGUGGCAAUUUCUACUACCUUUUUUACACUAAAAUAUGUACGAUUAACAAUUACUAUAAGCAACAUAUAGACAUCUGAUAUGAAUGGGAGACGUACUCUUAGAUAGCAAUAGCAAUAGAAAUACAAAUAGCAGUUGGCCCAGCGCGCUAUAACCAAACUAAUCGAAUGCAAGAAUAACUUCCUAAACUCCUGGCAAAUCUUGCAGCUGAUAGAUUUUAUAGAUGUUCCAGUUUGAUGUAAUGUACUUUUUAAAUAUACAUGUAUGCAUUAUUUAUCAUCUACCAGUGCUAUAUAUAGUAAAUGGAUAAACACACACGCAAUCACACAACUCUUGACAAAGCAAACCCACAAAAAAUAGUAAUGAAAAGUAACUAGACAACAGUCCAUAUUUCAAGUCAAAUGAGGUAUGAAUGGGAAGUUUAAUAUAGAUGUUCUAUGUAUUUAUAUAGUUGUAAAAGUGUAAUACAAUAUUUAAUUAACAAGUGCAACAAUAAAUCUUAACUCGAAAUAUUACAA